Messenger RNA from Cryptomeria japonica (Japanese cedar), 3625 nucleotides. Its product is annotated as G-type lectin S-receptor-like serine/threonine-protein kinase SD2-5. NCBI's taxonomy places the organism in Eukaryota, Viridiplantae, Streptophyta, Pinopsida, Cupressales, Cupressaceae. The record is from RefSeq and is a predicted model, not a curated record. Gene Ontology annotation, biological process: protein phosphorylation. The transcript has 3 exons. Gene Ontology annotation, molecular function: ATP binding; protein serine/threonine kinase activity. The coding region runs from base 842 to 3439 and encodes 865 amino acids.
UCCUCUAAAAUAGGUAAAUGACUGCAGAAUUGAAUUUAAUGAGGAAGCAAGUGGGCGCUUUUAAUGCAGCGUUAAAAUAAAUUUGAAGAUGACAGCUAAAGAAGGGAGGAUGAAAAGAGGGAAGUGCAGAGGUGUGGGGAAAGUAUUAGAUGGAUAGAAGCCAAGGAAAACAAAGUGUGGCUGCACAGUGAAGAGGAGAAGAUAGAGUGCGUGUAGAGAGGGAAGAAACAACAGUAGGCAGGGGAAGAAAGACACAACAGGAUUGAAUGCUUGGAAAAGAACAGAGUAUAUAUAUGUAACGACAUGAAGAGAGGAGAAUGUGAAUCACAGAGCGGCUAUUGUUACAGAGUGGGUAAGAAGUAGAAGAUCGGUGAAGAGAGGCCAUUGACAGGAUGAUGUGAAAAAAAGUGUGUAUGCAGAUCUUACGAGAAAUGAGUCUUGUUUCUUUGUUGUGAUCAAUUAUAAUAUUAUUGCUGCAGAGAAUCUUUCUCUUUGCUUGUGUUUUGGUGUUUGUGCUUCUAAGUUUGUGUUUGCAGAGCACAGGAGUGUUUUCGUACUGUGUCACAAAGUUUCGUACCAUAUCUCUGGCGGAAAAUUAACACAACUUUUGGUGAUUCCUCCUAAUAGUUAGAGCGAAGGACUGUAAAGAAUGGCGGUGGGUUCGUCUUGUGGAAAUCACAAUCACUUUCCUCGCAGUUUCACAUACAACUAUAUUCACAGAUGUAAUACGGACGGCAUAAAUUUGUUGCAUCUCAUACAGUUAAGCUAGUGAAAACCAAAAGCAGAAGAAAAAAAUCGGUAGAGGAAUUCAUUAUUGCUUAAGCUUGUAAAUUUUUGGGCCAUGGGGUGCCUGAGAAUUCUUUGCAGUUUGGUUAUUGUGUGUUUGAUCAAUCUGUGUGAGGCAAGAUUUUUUGUGUUGCCUUCGAAUUGGACAGUUGUCAAUAACUCUAGCUUUCCAACAUUCAGUAUGGAGCAAGGGACAUUCAGGGCAAUCACAGCUGGCGAGGGCAACCCCAUUAUGAGUGAGGAUAACAGAUUUCGGUUUGGAUUCAUUAAUGUUAAUUCUUCUGGUGAAUUUAUUCUCUCCAUUGUUUUGGUCGCGAAUGUCACAUCCCCAGCUCUUGGAACUGAGAUUUGGACUGCAAAUAGGCAGAGGACUGUUGCAGAAGGUGCAGUGCUGAGUUUGGGGAGUAGCGGGGAUAUGGUAUUGGAAGAUACAGAUGGAACAGUGGCAUGGAAUAUCAGUACUGGUAAAACCCCAAAAAAGGCCAUUGCUAUGCAGAUGUCAGGUAAUUUGCAGAUUUAUAACACUACAAAUUCUUCACUUUUUUCGAGUUCUAGUCUUGUAUGGCAGAGUUGGGACCAUCCCACACACACCCUCUUACCUGGGCAGGGGCUAAAGACUGGAUAUACAUUGGUAUCCAAUUACUCUGCAACAAGUGCCAGCCAAGGGCCUUAUAAGCUGGUGAUGGAACCUGGAGGGAUGGUCCUGUACUACAAAAGCAAGUUUUAUGAGCCUUAUUGGUCUCUGGGGCUGCCUGGAUUGGACUAUGAAGGCAUUCUAAGGCCAUGCUUCUAUACUUCCUUCUCUCAGAAUGCCGAGGCCGUGUACACAGGAACAGAACUGCGAAUCUCAUUCAAUGAGACCACAUCUUGUGCAAACGGAACCACUACUUUAAAUCUGGCACCUCCACUUAAUGAUACCCUAUACAGGUUCAUGAGGCUGGACAAUGAUGGUAACCUCAGAGGAUACAGAGUACCCCUAUUGCCAGUGUGUGGACCUUAUGGCGUCUGUAUGAAUGGCCAGUGUAGCUGUCCAGGCUCAGGAACUCCUGAUAAGUUUGAUCAAGUUCGGCGUUUGGAUGUCACCCAAGGAUGUUACAGCCUAUCAGGUGAACCGGAUUGCAACCAAACUUCUGCGGGUCAUCAUUUUUUGCCUAUUGAUGGAGCAGAUUACUACCUAAAUGAAUUCUUUCAUCCUCUGAGGAAUGUAUCUACCAUUGAUGACUGUAAAGCAAUGUGCUCAUCCAACUGCUCUUGCACAGCGGCCUUCUUCCAUAGUAGCUCUGCUUCAUGUUACUUGACAACUGCCCCCCUGAACACCAUGAAAUCUAUGUCAAACCAAACAUACAAGGCUUAUAUCAAGGUCCAGAAUAAUAUGCCACUAAACCAGACUUCAGCCUCGACUUCCUUGAGUAGUGGCAUCAUAGCAGGGAUAACAGUAGGUUCAGUUGCAGUAGCUCUCUUCCUGUGCCUGAUUAUUAUUGUAACCAUUCAGUACAUGCGGAAGAGAAAAGCCAAUGAGGAUGACAUAUGUGAGAAGGAGAUCGACCUUGCAGAAAUGGAAGAGGAAGCAUUCUUGAAAACCCUUCCAGGUCUUCCCCCGAGGUUUGCAUAUCAUGAACUCAAGGAAGCCACUGACAACUUUAGCAAAAAGCUUGGAACGGGAGGAUUUGGAUCAGUCUAUGAAGGAAUUAUUAAGGAUAACAGCAGAGUCGCAGUGAAAAAAUUAGAUGGUCCAAGGCAAGGAUAUAAGGAAUUCAGAGCUGAAGUUGCAACCAUAGGCAGUAUAAGCCAUCUGAACUUGGUAAGACUCAGAGGAUUUUGUGCAGACAGUAAGAAGAGGCUAUUGGUUUAUGAGCUUCUAGAAAAUGGGUCUCUGGAUAAGUGGCUUUUCCCAUCCAGAACAGGAAAUCCAAAUUCAGAAGAAAACUGCAAUAUGUUUUCAACUUGGGAACAACGGUACAAUAUCGUCAUAGGGACUGCCCGAGGCCUGACCUAUCUGCAUGAGCAAUGCAGGGCGCCCAUCAUGCACUUAGACAUAAAACCUCAAAACAUACUCCUGGACAAGAACUUCAUGCCCAAAGUCUCUGAUUUCGGCAUGUCUAAGCUCCUCAACGAGGACAUGACCCAAAUUGUAACAACAGUAAGAGGCACACCUGGUUACCUUGAUCCCGAAUGGCUAAGGCACUCCAUUGCCACUAAGAAAUGUGAUGUCUACAGCUUUGGAAUGGUGUUGCUAGAAUUGGUGUCUGGAAGAAGAAAUUUUGACCCUUCUGCUUCUGAUCCUCGCCUCUUUUAUUUCCCUGCAUGGGCAAUGCUCAGGGCCCUGGAGGGCAAAUACCUGGAACUGGUAGACAAGAGGGUUGAGAACAAUAUUAAUAGGGAAGCUGUUAUAAGGAUGGCUAAGGUAGCAUUAUGGUGCAUUCAGGACAACCCUGACAAGAGGCCAUGGAUGAGUGUUGCAUUGAAGAUGUUGGAAGGGGAGUGGGAUGUCCCUGAUGUACCUUUGUCGCUGAUGCAGAGGAGUCCUGAGUUCUUGGAAGGAUGUGGAUAUGAACCUAUGGAUAGAGGUCAGGACGAUCCGUUGCUUGGAAAUGCAAGGGCAUAUGAUUCCAUUCCCACAGUGUCCACCAUAGAUCUAUCUGGCCCAAGGUAACGAUGUCUUGUCCAUAUCCGUUAAAGCAGGAGAAGAUGGCAAGGAGCCAGAGAGCAAUGAGCAUUAACAUAGGCAGAAACCAUCCUGCCUAUUAGACAAACUGUUAACCAUCUAUAGUUAUGUACCCUGGAUUGUUUCAGUCAUAAACAUCUUUUGCUGCUUCCAUUAAAUACUGCUUAUGUUCAA